Messenger RNA from Polistes canadensis, 3886 nucleotides. It is a transcript of the gene mino, whose product is annotated as glycerol-3-phosphate acyltransferase 1, mitochondrial. NCBI's taxonomy places the organism in Eukaryota, Metazoa, Arthropoda, Insecta, Hymenoptera, Vespidae. Gene Ontology annotation, cellular component: mitochondrial membrane. The coding region runs from base 1184 to 3778 and encodes 864 amino acids. The record is from RefSeq and is a predicted model, not a curated record. The transcript has 14 exons.
UUCUCGUUUUUAUUUCACUUGUUUUUCUUUUUUUAUUGUUAUUCAAUUACAUAAUAGAUUAAUUAGAAUAACGAAUGAGUCUAUGUUUGAUUUCAUCACAAAUAUAUAUUCAGAUAAAACGCAUCAAACCUUCGAACUAAUAAUAUCAAAUACAAGUAAUAUAAACUAAGAGAUAUUACAAAAUUGGUGAUACAAAUAAAAUAAAAAAUCUUACAUGCCUUCCGAUUGGGAAGGCAAGAAAGUUUGAGUUCACGAUCUCGCACGAGUGAGUAUCGAAAAGUCAGUGAACUGUUCUCCUCAGACUCUUUCUAUCCCUCUCUUUCUCGUAUUUUAUAUCGAGGAACAACGGGGGAAGGAAGAAGAAGAGGAGGAGAAGGAGGGAAGAGGUGGUGGUGGUGGUGGUGGUGGUGAUGAUGGUGAUGAUAAUGAUAAUAAUGAUGAUGAUGAUGAUAAUUUGAUGAUGAUGAUAAUGAUGACGGAGUGGUGGUAAUGAAGGUGGUGGUGUUACCCAACUAUAACGCAAAUCGGUAGAAAGUUCAAGGGAUAGUCGUCGUGCCAAAUAUAAAAAUCGUCGUUACAAACAUUGCGCCGUCAAACUGCAUGAAAAAAACAAAAAAAAGAAAAAAAAGCAAAGAAGUAUAAGAAGAGGAAGAAAAUACUUUUUCAAAGAAAGUAAUCCCAUACGCGGAUAUACACGUGUUCACGCGUGCGCGAGUGCACACGCACAGGUAUUGGUAGCAAGAGAAGGAGAAGAUGGAAGUGUAGGGGGGUGGUGGUGGAUAUCAACUCGUAGACUUUCUUGAUGCGAUCUAUGUGACGUUUCCUUCGGUUCGUUCGUGUUCGAUCGUAUGUCAGUUCGUCCUCUAUGAUUAAACUCGAGUUAAGUUAAAUCGUUGCUCGUGUGUUUUAAUGUAAGAGUAUAGUAGAGUUGGUGGUAGGUAACAGUACCCAACAAGUAGUAUCCACGUGCAGAAAGAAACAUUUAAAUAUUCUGCAAUUAAGUUGUAUCCUCUUUCGAUAAGAGAAAAAGAAUAUUCUUUUUUUUUUUCUUUUAAUUUAAUUCAGUUAAUUUUUAGUAGAUCUGUUUUCUCUUUCUGUAUCGUAUCCUCCCCCUUUCCCCUCCCCCUUUCUAUUACUUUCCUUAACUUCACAAAUAUUUGAAUUUGAAAUUUGGUGGGAACCAAUGCUCGGCGGAAUAAUGGACGGUCUCAUCGAGAUUUUCCUCUUCUGCGGGGUGAUUUACUACUUUUUCAAUAUCAGUUUCCUUUACAGAGCUACAAACAUGGUUGAUGUACUUUUCAUGCGACUGCAAGAAGUUUAUGUAAAAUGGGAGAAAAGGGCGGAGAGCGUGAAACCAAAUAUUAAAACUGAAGAGGAAGGCGUUAUUCCGCGUAAAAAAAGGGAAGAUGUUGUACAAAAAUUUUCUGAAGAUAAUGAUUUAUUAUCUACUGCUAAAUAUAAUAAAAUGACCUUUGACGAGCUACCUGCAUCGUGUUAUGGAAGAACGGGUUCAUUAUUAAGAAAUUGUUGCUCUCGUUGUACUAUGGUUUCGUCUAAAAAUAAUGCAAGUUUAGUAAAUCAACAAUGUCGGGACCCAUAUGGUGCGAACAUAUUGACGAUAGAUUCCGGUCCUGGAUUAUUUUCUAAAUUGUUUGGUCAUUUGUCUCACGUUUACAAUGUUAAAACAUAUUAUUAUCCAAGAUUAACGGAGACAGUAUUGAACAAUGAAAGAUUAAAAGAAGCGAUUAAAUUAGCUGGUUACGAAAUGUCUAUAAAAGAUCAAAUAAAUGAAAAAGCAGCCUUGAUAAAAUCUCAAGAACGAGCGAAAAAGAUACUUUUAGACAUGGAAAGUAGAAUUAGUAACGUCUUAUUAAAAAUAGCCGCAUGGGUUCUUUACAAAUUAUUACCCUGUUUCACACAAUCGGCUAUAGUUUAUUCUCCGCAUGUAGAAAUGUUGACAAAGGCAAAAGAAUCUGGUUUGCCUUUAAUUUUCUUACCUCUGCAUCGUAGUCAUUUGGAUUACGUUAUGAUAAGUUUUAUUCUUCUUAUCUAUAAUAUUAGAAACCCGUUGAUUGCAGCUGGUGAUAAUUUAAAAAUUCCUGUUUUUGGAUGGCUUCUCAGAGGUUUAGGUGCUUUUUUUAUUAAACGUCGUAUCGAUUCAUCCGCAAAUCGUAAGGAUGUUCUUUAUCGUGCCAUUCUUCAUACAUAUAUUACGGAAAGUCUUCGAGCUGGUCACAACAUGGAAUUCUUUGUCGAGGGUGGCAGAACAAGAACUGGUAAACCAUGUAUGCCAAAAGGUGGUAUCCUAAGUGUUAUUGUCGACGCUAAUAUGGAUGGUACAAUCGAGGAUGCUUUAAUAAUACCGACUGCAAUGAAUUAUGAGCGUCUGGUAGACGGAAACUUUGUCAGAGAACAAUUAGGACAACCCAAAAAAAUGGAGACUUUUGGAUCAACUAUAAAAGCUAUGUGGGCUACGUUAAUGGGAAAUUAUGGGAUUGUUAAAAUUAAUUUCUGUCAACCAUUUUCACUUAAAGAAAUGGUGAAAUCAGUUCAAGAAUUACAACAAAUACAGUCUAAAAAAUUGCCAAGAGAAGACAGGACUCUCAAAUACACGAUUUCUAAUUCAUCUCUUUAUGGAACAGAUUUCGUAGUAGAAGAACAUCGUCAACUGGUUGAUAAAAUAGCGCAUCAUGUUGUAUACGAUUGUUCUAAAUAUACUCCUAUUAUGUCAACGAAUGUUGUCGCUUGUCUACUUUUAAAUAAAUUCAGAAAUGGAUGUACUUUAGACGAAUUAGUAGAAUCGUUUAAUGAAAUUCGAGAAGAUUUCAAAGAUGAUGAUUUGGCAUUCACUGGCCAAACCAUUGACAUUAUUAAUCAUGCAUUGGAUAUCUUAGGCCCAGGAUUAGUCAAACAACAAGAAGAAGAAAUAAUAGAAUCUGUGGAUGGACAGAAUAUUAAAUCAAAUGUCGUUAAGGUUUUUCCUGUAACAAUAUUAUCAAGUUUAAUUGAAUUAUCGUAUUACAGCAAUACUAUGCUUCCUUAUUACGCUAUGAAAAGCGCUAUAGUAACGGUAAUUUGUAUCGAAACGAUACCCAAAGUAAUAAAUUCCGAAGUUACUCUAACCAAUAAAACUUUUACUAAAGAGGAAUUAAUAAAGAAAAUAAUUAACCUAUGUGAUAUGUUAAGAUACGAGCUUAUUUUUUGUAAACCUUGUGAGACGCUUGAAUUAAAAAUUGAUCAAAUUAUAGAUGAGCUCAAACAUUCUUUUUCUAUUAAAUUAGAUGAGGAAUGUUAUAUGGAUAUAGAAAAAUGGAGUAGAAAAUGUUCAAAGUAUUUUGAUAUUAGUUCAGACGAAGAAUGUACAGAAAACGUUCCUAUAAGGCCGAAACGAUAUUCUCUUGAUUUAACACCAAUAGAAGUCACGCAUAUGGAAUUUUUACAUACGCUUUUACGUCCAUUAAUCGAUACAUACUCGUGUAGUGCACUUACUUUGAAAAAAUUAAUAGGAAAAUCUUUAUCCGAAAGGGACUUAAUCGAAGAAGUUUCUAAAGAAAUUCAAACGAAUUUGGACAGCAGUGCAAUUCUUUAUGGUGAAAGUUUAUGUGUUGAUCCUAUUAAGAAUUCUUUUAAGCUUUUUGAAAAGUGGGACAUCUUAGAAUGUAUUCUUCAAGAUAACGUUAAAAAAUUUAAAUUAAAACCAGCUUUCAAUACAAACGAGGCUAUCGAAACGUUAUAUCAAAAUCUAGCAAUGUUUAAAUGGAUCAGAAAUACAGAGUGAACUUCAAGGUAAAAAAGUUUAUCAAAUGUUGUAUAUAGUUUUUCUAAGCCGUAAAGCAUAUUUUAUAAGACUUUUCUAGAUGAUAUUCUGUAAAUUCGCGUAAAAAAA